ACACGUUAGUUCAAGCUUCAUAAUAUAUAACGAAAGCUGUUAUUAUAGCAAUAAGUUCAAUGGAGUUACGUGGCUUAAAAAUAAUAAGCAUUCUCUUUUAUUUUGUGACUAUUUCGGCUUUUUUAAGCGGUGGAAUCGACGUAAUUUAUCCUUCAGUUAUAACACUAAGAUCUGGAGCGAAAAUUCUCAAAUUUCGACUUUUAGAAGAGGAUGUAGAGUUGAGAUUGGAACCGGCUGGCAAAGUCAUUUCGGAUAAUUUUACUGUUGUAAAUGGAAAGGGAGAAAGAGAUGAAUCGAUUGAUGUGAAACAGUUAAAGAGCAAGUUGUAUAAAAAUGAAAAGAUAGGAGCAGCUCUUCAUAUAGACGAAGGAAAAUCAUUAAAAGUUCAUGGAAUUAUAAAUUCCUAUCUAAGAAUUGAACCGUUUGGGCCAGAAGAAAUGGCCAGGAAAGGGAAAAGAGCGCAUCAUAUUAUAGAACUUAAGAAAGAUAAAAAUGUUUACAUUAAAGAUCAAGUAAUUCCGAAGAAAUUAGAAAAGUUAUUAAAUCCCAAAGCGAGAAUAUUAAAUAGUAACGAAUGCCUGGUAAUAAAAUAUGUAUUUAUAACUGAAAGUACCUUUACAGAGAGUUUCAUCGAGAGGAAUAUCGGGUUAACAGAUUAUGUAGCAACUAUGUUUGUCCAAGUUCAAAAUCUUUUUAAUACAUUAGAAUUAAACAUAGAAAUCUGUAUGGUUGGAAUUUUAGCUUAUACGAAAUUGGACGAAGCUUCCUUUAUCGAACAGAGCGUUAUUCCGGGGUAUGAAGAAUAUUUGAAUUGUGAGGAUUUGUUAGAUAACAUGGCUAUUUAUUUUUACAGUAAUCCUAUUGAAUAUCGACAUGUUGAAUGGGCUGAUAUGGUCAUACUUUUGGUAAAACGAAAAUGGGGUGACUUGAUAAAUGGCGAUGUUUAUGCUAAUACUGCAGGUAUUUCGUUCGUCGGAGGAGUCUGCGAUGGAAGGUACAAAUACGGAGUCUGCGAAGACGAUGCAAAUUUUAUGGAGAGAGCCGAUACCAUCGCUCAUGAAUCAGGACAUUUACUGGGAUGCCCUCACGAUGGCGAAGGUCCCGCUCCGGGUAUACCGCACAGUCCAGGAUCAGAAGAGUGUCCUGAAAGUCAAGGAUAUUUAAUGAGUAGUAGCCAAAGCAAGGAAAACGGGCAGAAAUUUUCACCGUGCUGUCGAGAAAACGUUCAGAAUUUGUUAUUAUGGAUAGAAACAGCUCAAUCUAUUAUACAAAUCUGUAAAUUUGAGGGUGACGAUAAUGAUAAUCAUUAUUACAACGAUGAAGAUUAUCAAGUAGACAAUUAUAAUGCCGAUAAUGAUUAAUGCAAUCAUUUUAAAUUUUCUUUGUAAAAUUCAGCAUUUUGUCUGUAAUUUGCUAGUAAAAAUUAUAAAAUAUUAUGGAAUAUUUAUUCAUAAGGCUUUACCAUUGAAAG
This is a messenger RNA of Centruroides sculpturatus (bark scorpion), 1471 nucleotides long. Its product is annotated as venom metalloproteinase antarease-like TpachMP_A. The transcript is spliced from 12 exons. The record is from RefSeq and is a predicted model, not a curated record. The coding region runs from base 60 to 1361 and encodes 433 amino acids. Gene Ontology annotation, biological process: proteolysis. Gene Ontology annotation, molecular function: metalloendopeptidase activity. NCBI's taxonomy places the organism in Eukaryota, Metazoa, Arthropoda, Arachnida, Scorpiones, Buthidae.